UAGAGAAAUGAAAUGUUUGUGUUUAAAUGAUGAAUUCAAUGUUUUCAUUUUAAUGAAUCAAUUGAAUGAAUUUUUGGUCUCGUCUAAUUGUAGAAAUUGUUGAGUGUUAAUUACAAUUAGCAAUUAUUAUUAUUGAUCAUUUUGAUGGGUCAUCAUUCUCAUCAUUCUCAUCUGCUUGGUCAAAUUAAUUAUGAUUUUGAAGAUGAUGCUAAUAAACUCAAAUGGAAUAAUCUAUUUGUUAAUAGUUUAAAGGAGAUUUUAUUCUCAGUUCAUCCUGAAUUGGAUGCUGCAGAUGAAGCUUUAUUCUUCAUCGAAUCAUUAAUAUUUAAGCUUCUACGACUGUUAAUCAGUAACAGUCCUCGGAAUGUGCAAGAGUUGGAAGAAAAUGUACUCAAAUUGUUUCCUUCUCCUAUCGAGAAAUGGGCCACUAUUAAAGCUCAAAAUGUUCUACAGGAAUGUUAUGAUGUGCAAUGUAAUCCAAAUUCAACGCCUUCAUCAUCAUCUACAACAAGUGGUGGUAAAAAGAAAAAAUUACUUCUGGUCAAUAUUCCCAAUAAUAACAAUAACAAUAUCAACAACAAUCGUGAUCCCUUAGGUAAUUGUCCCCUUAAAACUAAACACAGCAUUGAAAAGAUGCACGAUCUAUUAUCAAAGGAAGUCUUCCCUUAUCGGAUUGAGAUGCCAUUGACCAUUUAUCUUUGCAGUUUGGUUGAAUAUAUUGCAGCUGAUGUACUCAAAUUGGCUGGAAAUUAUGUUAAAAAUAUUCGUCAUAAUUUUAUUAAUGCACAAGAUGUUAAAAUUGCCAUUAACGCGGACAAAGUGCUUAUUGAUCUGCUUUAUGGUGAAGAAGAUGAUUAUGAAAGUAAAGAAAUGUCAAAUUUGGGUAUAAUAUGGGAAGAAAGUGCCGAAGAUGGUACAGAUGAUGAAGGUGUUUCAUAUGAUAUUGUGGCAAAAGAAUUGAUUCAUGAGGAGAAACAAUUCCUACGAGAUUUAAAUCUGAUAAUCAAAGUUUUCCGUGAACCAUUUAUCAAAUUAUUACAAAAUUCACCUUCAUCAUUGCCAAAUACACCAACCUCACCAACAAGUCAAGAGGAGAAACCAUUAAUUAACGAUAAAGAUAUUGAUGAUAUUUUCUCCAAUAUAAUUGAUAUUUACGAGUUUAGUGUUAACUUUCUUGGGCUUGUUGAAGAUGCCAUGGAAAUGAAUGGUGGUGAAAACUCUGAGACCAUUGGUAUUGGAAUGUGUUUCGAGGAGAUGGCAGAAAACGUUGAAUUUGAAGUAUUUGAAAGAUAUACACUUGAUAUGCUGCGACAAGAAGAUAAUUCAAUUGAACCGGUGCCCAAACUGCGAUUGGUUUCAUUAUUACGUCAACAGUCAAUAUUUAACGUUCUGGACACUGCUGGACACAAGUUUAUCCUUUCCGCCAAGUACAUUUUACCCAAAUUAUUAUUAUGUCCAGUUAUUCAUUGUCUUCACUAUUUUGAUUAUAUGAGACUAUUAAUGAGCUUGGCAACAACGGAAGCAGAUAAAGAAAGUUUCAAACAAACGGAGGGCUGCCUAACACCCUUACAAAAGCAGAUCAAUGAGGCAACACGUAAUCGUAAUUUAAAAAUAUACGAAGGUUAUUUACGUUUAAAUCGAAGUAAUCAGCGAACAAAAAACAAGCGUAACAUUUUAAAUAAGAAAAUAAUGGACCUGAAACGUUGUAUCGAAGGAUUUGAUUUAUCUAGUCUUGGUUGCAAUGAAUUUAUAAUCGAUGGUUAUCUUCAGAAAGUUCGUAAAAAUGAGCGUAAAACCCUUGGUCGACAUGAGAGUAAACUUUUCUGCAGUGAACGUUUCUGUUUCCUAUUUGAUUCCGUUUUAUUGGCCUGUAAACCGAUUGCCAAGGAGAAUCAAGAUUCCGUUCAAAGAUAUCGUUUAAAGGAAAAAUUUUUCAUCUGUAAAAUUGAGAUUGUUGAAUCGGAUCUUGAUCCAUGUGCAUUUGAAAUUGUCUCAUCUGCAUCUAAAACAAAUAAUUUUGAUUCUAAUCGUGGUUCCAUUUUUUUAACCAAAAGCCUUGAAGAGAAAGAUAUUUGGAUAUCAAAUCUAUUAUUACUCUCAAGGAAAACCAUUCUUGAACGUACACUUGAUUCAAUAUUAGCUGAAGAGGAUAAAAAAAAUCCAUUACGACUUCCAUCACCCAAGGAUUACAUAUUUGCAGAAAAAGAUACCGAUAGUAAUAUUAUUUUUGAAACUAGUUGUAAUAAUAAGAUGUCCAUUAAGGGUGCCACACUUAAUAAGCUAAUUGAAAGAUUAACUUACCAUCAGCCAACGGAUACAAUGUUUGGUAAAACUUUUCUAACAACUUACCGAUCAUUUUGCUCUCCCCAGCAAUUAUUAACCCUUCUAAUACAACGGUUUGAUAUUCCGUUGGACGUUAUGGACAGGGAAGGAUGGUCACGAAAUGAGGUGAAAAAGUUUAAAAAGGAAUACCUUGAACCGGUUCAAUUUCGUGUAAUUAAUGUAAUUAAACAAUGGAUUGAUGCUCAUUUUUACGAUUUUGAGAGAGAUGAUCAGCUACUUGAAUCUUUACGAUCAUUUUUAAAGGAGAAAGUAUCAAAGGAGAAAAGUAAUGUUGUCAAAUGGGUUCAAACAUUAUCCAAUAUGAUCUCAAGGAAGCAACAGAAACAAUCGAACAAAAAUUCUGAGAAUAAAAUUCUAUCUGAAGUACCACCACCAAUUGAAUACUGGCUGGCCAAUGGGAAAGAAAAUAAUGACUACGAAUUAAGUAUAAUGACCAUUCAUCCAUUGGAAUUUGCAAGACAAUUAACUUUAUACGAGUUUGAUCUUUAUUGUGCUGUCCAACCCUCCGAGUUAAUUGGAUUAAAAUGGAUUAAAGAGGGUAAAGAAAUUAAUAGUGCCAAUCUGUUGAAAAUAAGUCGACAUUCAAAUAAUUUUACCUAUUGGUUGGAAAAGGAGAUCGUUGAAACGGUCAAUUUUGAGGAAAGGGUUGCCCUUAUGAGCCGAAUUAUUGAGAUCAUGCAAGUUCUUUCCGAUUUGAACAAUUUCUCUGGAAUCAUUGAGAUCAUGUCAGCCCUUGAAUCGGCUCAUGUUCACCGUUUGGAACAUACUCUUAAUGCUCUUCACCCAAAGCAUAAAAGAUUAAUCGACGAGAUGAGAGAUUUAAGUACCGAUCAUUAUAGAAAAUAUUGUGAAAGAUUACGAUCAAUUAAUCCACCCUGUGUACCAUUCUUUGGAUUAUAUCAAACGCAAAUAUUACACUUUGAAGAAGGUAACAAUGAUUAUAUCGAUGAAUCAAAGGGAUUGAUCAAUUUUAACAAGAGAAGGAAAAUCGCCGAGAUAACAGCUGAGAUUCAGGGUUAUCAGAAUCAACCAUAUUGUCUUUUAGUUUGUCCAGAGAUUCGAGAAUUUUUUGAAAGUCUCAAUCCAAUUGAAGAAGGUAAAAGUGAGAAAGAGUUUAAUGAUUACCUUUACGAGCAAUCACUUCUAAUUGAACCUCGAGGAUCAAAACAGCCAACCAAAGGUAUUCGAAGAUGGCCUCAUCUUCCUACCCUUAAAUCACCAGGUAUUAAACCAUCAUCAUCAAUUUCUCAUAAUGCACCUCAUCCAACCUCUCUACCAACAUCAACAAGUAUGGCCAAUCAUCCACAAAGUACAUCUUCAUCUAAUCCAACCUCACCAACCCUAAUAUCACCGAAAACACCACCAUCAACAACUUCCGAUACUUCGGUUUUUGCAAAUGUGAUCAUUGGAAAUUUACCUACACCAGCACCAACACCACCACCAAUCAUUUCAUCUUCAACGAUCACACCACCACCAAUACCACCAAGAACUCGUAAUUUUCACCAAAGGACAAACUCAGAGUCUUCGGUUACAAGUGCAACCGUUUCACCAACAGCAACCACACCUUUAACCCCAUUUUCAUUUAAUUUUGCAUUACCCAAUGUACCACCACCACCACCACCACCUCCACCACCUCCCCGAGUGCCAAGACCUAAUUCAAUUCAACAACAACAACAACAACAACAACAACAACAACAACCUCAUCUAUCAUCAAAUUCACUUUCAUCUCCAUCUUAUGACCAUCAAACUCCACCACCACUUCCACCUCGGGGAAUCACAUCUUCAUUAUCUUCAUCAAAUUUUGGUCGAACUACUCUUCCCAGGAGAAACUCUACCGAUACCCAACCUCAUGAUAAUGUUUCCAAUCCAUUUCACCGGCGUAAUUCAUCCUCAUCUUCAUCAACACACCCCAAUGUUCAACCUCAAUUGCCUCCUAAAACUUAUCGAGCCAAAAGAUGAAAUUGAGCACUUUGUCAAGUUCCAGUCUCAUUUUCAUCCAUUUUUACAACGUUGAUUUGAUAAAGGAUCUGGAUAUUGUUGUGUUUUCCCAUCUUAAUUAAUCGAGAUUCCAUCCUUUUAUUUUUUAUGUCGAUAAAACAAAUUUAACCUCGCAUUUCAUAAACACACACAACCACCAUUGAGGACAAAAUUAUUUGACACUCAUCUCGAGAUGUUGCUGAUCCUCAUCGCCAUCUAAAUCCAUAAUCAAUCAUCAUCAUCACCUAUCCAUAGAUUCACAUUUUUGUUAUUAAUUCAGAAGAAGAUGAGACCUCACAAUAGAAUCAACUGAAUCUCUCUCUCUCUCUCUCUCUCUCUCUUUCUGUUCUAAAUCAGCACAAAGAAAAUUGACCAGUCCAUCUUAAUAACAACGAACACACGGUGACCACGAUGAAAACAACAACGGCCAUUUCGAUGAAGAAGAAAAAACAAUGAUGAUUGAGCUCAAAAAACGUUGAUCAAAUUGAUCUUUAUAUUCACGAAUGUAUUAAAGUGUACAGACAAACCGAUAAACAACAAGAAAAAAAAACCAAAACAAAACAGAAAUCAAUAAAAAACAAAUCAAUUAAA
Panonychus citri (citrus red mite) is the source of this 4911-nucleotide messenger RNA. RefSeq names its product son of sevenless homolog 2-like. Gene Ontology annotation, molecular function: protein heterodimerization activity; guanyl-nucleotide exchange factor activity. NCBI's taxonomy places the organism in Eukaryota, Metazoa, Arthropoda, Arachnida, Trombidiformes, Tetranychidae. The transcript is spliced from 3 exons. Gene Ontology annotation, cellular component: plasma membrane. The coding region runs from base 145 to 4302 and encodes 1385 amino acids. The record is from RefSeq and is a predicted model, not a curated record. Gene Ontology annotation, biological process: Ras protein signal transduction; positive regulation of GTPase activity.